AUGGAGGGAGUAUUUGCCAUCGAGAAGCCGGCAGGUGUGAGUUCUGCCGGAUUUUUGAACGACGUAAAGAGAGUUUUUGGAAGUGCCCAGAUCUUCGAGACCACUCUUGAAGAGCAGAAGAAGAGGAGGCUGGGUGGAUCCAAAAAUGGCAGGGCCCGGAGAGCCGGACAGCUCAAGAUGGGUCAUGGUGGUACAUUAGAUAUCAAUGCUUCUGGCGUGCUGGUAGUGGGUAUUGGGGCAGGCACCAAGAAGUUACACCAUUACGGGCUUCAGACCACCAAGAAGUACAUAGCCAAGGCCCUUUUAGGAGGAGCCACAACCAGCGGUGACUCCGACGGUGAGCUUGUGACAAAAACAGCAGUUGAUGGAAUUACCAAGGAAAUGGUCUUUGGUUUGGCAGAGAAGUUCAAGGGUACUUUGACGCAGACACCUCCAUUGUUCUCAGCUUUGAAAAUGGAGGGUAAACCUCUUUACGAGUAUGCUAGGGAAGGCAAGCCGCUUCCAAGGGCGAUUGCUAGUCGUGAAGUACAAAUAUAUGAUGUGAAAUUCUAUGAAGAUACGCUCACCACCGAUCAUGGGUACAAAUUCCUGAAACCAACCAUCGAUGAGGAUGGAGUCUCUUUAGACAAGAAACUCAACGGUAAUCCUACUCUGGUUGACGAUCCUCUCCAUUUCUCCAAAGAAUAUACGGAGAGUCUCAAGAAGGAGGGUAAAGAGCCAGAGGUGUUGGAGAUCAAGAAGCUAGCAGAUGUUGACCCAACAUUGGACGACGAAUACCGUGCCCCAAUGAUUCAUUUCGAAUGCACCGUUUCAUCUGGCACUUACAUUCGUUCGCUGAUCAGCGAUUUUGGUAAAGCCCUCGGAUCGUCUGCAUACAUGGUGGAUCUGGUGAGGUCAAAGCAAGAAGCAUGGGAAAUUGGCAAGAAUGUGUUCACAUUAGAGGACUUCAGAGACAACGACGAAGCAGUUUGGGGUCCGGUGUUGCAAAAAGUGUUUGCCGAGGGAGAGAAAAUAGACGUCCUAGAGGAACUCAAGGCUUCGAAGAAGAAGUUCGAAGAUGCUGCGAAAACUGAAAAGUCCACCAAAGAGGAAGGCCUUAGCUCAAAAAGAACAAUUGACGAGGUGUAA
Kuraishia capsulata CBS 1993 is the source of this 1128-nucleotide messenger RNA. RefSeq lists its product as uncharacterized. The transcript has a single exon. Gene Ontology annotation, biological process: tRNA modification; mRNA pseudouridine synthesis. The record is from RefSeq and is a predicted model, not a curated record. Gene Ontology annotation, molecular function: pseudouridine synthase activity; RNA binding. Gene Ontology annotation, cellular component: mitochondrion. NCBI's taxonomy places the organism in Eukaryota, Fungi, Ascomycota, Pichiomycetes, Pichiales, Pichiaceae. The coding region runs from base 1 to 1128 and encodes 375 amino acids.